Molecule: messenger RNA, 2732 nt
Organism: Astrephomene gubernaculifera
Lineage: Eukaryota; Viridiplantae; Chlorophyta; Chlorophyceae; Chlamydomonadales; Astrephomenaceae
Source: the annotation of a GenBank genome assembly
GAUAGGUAGUACGACAAAAGACGAGCUGGAGGGAAGUUCCAGCCUGAAUGGAAAGCAACAGAGAAGUUAGGGCCAUGAAUGCCUAAAUGUGCGCGUCCCUGCUUUGCGAAGCUUCAUUCCGCAAUGAAUACCGGAAUGGGCUGUACCAUCUAGGCUAGGGUGGUAUUCCGAACGAUUCCCUGAGCAACACCGGCACGCUUGCACCACAAUAAAAUGGGUGGUUGCACAAGCAAACCUAACGAUAAGUAUGAAACAAGCAAAGAAGUCGCGGACCUUAAGGCGCAAGUUGACCAACUGCAAAGGGCGUUAGCGGUAGCAAAGGCGGGCCAGAGCGGUUUUCCUCCCGCUUACGCUCCCUCGGCAAAUUAUGGCCAGGCGCCACCCUACGGCAAUGCCUACAACAAUGCCUACCCCAACGUCGGCGGUCCCAACGCCUACGGUGGUGGUGUUGGGUACGGCCCCCCUGCUGGUGCUGCUGCUGGUGCUGCUGCUGGUGCUGCUGCUGGUGCUACAGGCGGCGUGAGCAGUGGCAGCGGAGGAGUGGUCGAGACGCUGUUCUUCCCAGAUGCCAAGCUGCCUUGCCGCAACAUGAACAAGCCGGGGGGCUGCAGGAGACCGCACUGCGAGUACGCGCACGAGCCCACCAGCCUGACCCGCUUCCUGGCCCAUCUGGGAAGUGCGCGCAGCAGUCUGGACAUCUGUGUGUUCACCAUAACCAACGAUGACAUCAGCGACGUGGUGCUGUCGCUGCACCGGCGCGGGGUACGAGUGCGGAUCAUAACGGACAACGACCAGGCAGCCACACAGGGCUCCGACAUCGUCAAGUUCGUGCAGGCGGGUAUCCUGGUGCGGCGGGACAAGACGCCGGCGCACAUGCACCACAAGUUCGCGCUCAUCGACGGGCGGCUGCUGCUUAACGGCUCCUUCAACUGGACGCGGCAGGCGGUCACGGGCAACAACGAGAACGUGACGGUGCUGGCGGACCCGCAGCUGAUCCGCUCCUUCCAGGCGCAGUUCAACAAGCUGUGGGAGCAGUUCAAGUGAGGGAGCAGCCCCGUAGUGGGCGGUGCGGCGGCAACUGCGGCUGGGAGGGGAGAGGGGAUGGCGAGCGAGCCAAGCGCAAGUAGGCGGUGUCGUGCGAGGGGAUACGGCUGGUGCAAGGACACGUACCCGCACGAGGGGUGUGCUGGCAAUGUGCUGACCCCUGGGCUACAGGUGCAGUGCUGGUUCGUGCAAAUAGGGUGCAUUGUGAUGUGAUGUGCGCUGGUUUCAGGGUGAUCUUGUACGGCUUGUACGCUGACAGUGGUAAGCUGUUAGGUAUGGUGAAGUAUCGUGACAUGUAGAGCACUGCAGAAACGUGAACAGCAUUUUGUAUGUUGACCACGAGCACUACUUAUUCGCUUCCCUCCAAGACGUACGUGGGGGGCGGGACGGUUACAUUCAUCGGGUUCUUUGGGGGGAUGAUUGGGCCCGUCGAUGGACACCAGCAAUAGCUGGCUUGGGGUUGUAGGGGCGCUGAUGGGCUGCGGUGGAUAGCAGGAGAGGAGGGGUAAAGGGUGUUGGGAGGAGGUGUGUGCGGAGCUGCGGACCCCUUAGGAGGACUUGCAGGGGGGGGGGGGGUAAUUGAAUGAGCAGUGAUCCAAAACAAGCGCGAGGGGCAGCACUGUGUGUCAGUGGUGUGUGAUGUGACCGCCUGACACAGAUACACGGUGUGUAUGAGCCGCUGCUACUGCUGCUGCUGGUGAUGCAUGAUGACACAUGAACUACACAUGGCACGGUGCAUUCACUUUGUGAUAGCUUGGCUACUUACUCGCUAUCCUUGCAUGUUGAAUCCAUCGUCGACUGAGCCCCCCAUCUGGUGGUGGUAACAGGAGCCGUUUGGGUACACAGCUGUUGUGUCGGUAGCGGUGGGUGGGUACCUGCGGCGGACGCGUGGCGCAUGUGAUUGGCUGAGCGGAGCUCGGGACAUGGUGUCUAGGUUGUUACAGGAAGAUAGGAUAUGGGUUGCAGUGGCUGACGUGAAGGCCCACAGGAGGAGGAGGAGGAGGAUGCUGGGGGUGCUGAAGGUGCAUGUGGCGCCACCGCUGACAUACGGCGCCGUACCGUUUCGUAAUGUUCGGGUAUAUACACUGGUAGGACUUGCUGGACCAGACCUGACAUGGGCUUACGGGCUUACGACACGAGCUCCUUCCCUGCUUCACCUGGGCCCUGUGUAUGUCCUCGUGUUAUGGAGUGCUGGGGUCGUACGGCGGUUGCUGACGUCCGGUUGCGUUGUGCUCUGCUGUUAAAAGGGUGUCGAGUUGGGACUGUCAUUACCAUCCGAGCACCUUCUCCCGGUCAUUCGUACAUGCUAUUUGCUGACCUUGACGUUUGCCUGAGAAUGUGCGGCGGGAAGGAGGCCUCCCGACGUGCCGACAACCUCCCGGUUUGUACGGUGCCGUACCCGUCGUCUGCUGCUAUUAUCGUAUACUUAUCAGCGGGUUGCACUUAUCAUUGGGUAAGUCCGGACUCCUCAAGAUCUGUGAUCGUGGUGGUUCGGAGGCCCAACGGGGGGAGCAUGGCGCGGAGCUGUGGGACGAGGUGCUGUCCCAAGGCGAGUGCAGGCAUCCACUUUGGAGGGCCACCACGCAUUGCGGAACAGGUGCAGGGGAGUGUGCAAGUGGAGGAGGUUUCAUUUCUUGUUGCCCUGUGCUGCUGAAUGGGGAAUGGAGAAUGGAGUUGCUUUUCGCGGG